Messenger RNA from Dreissena polymorpha, 7011 nucleotides. RefSeq lists its product as uncharacterized. NCBI's taxonomy places the organism in Eukaryota, Metazoa, Mollusca, Bivalvia, Myida, Dreissenidae. Bases 5358 to 6242 code for a protein of 294 amino acids. The transcript is spliced from 4 exons. The record is from RefSeq and is a predicted model, not a curated record.
AGUCAGUAGUCAGUUGUAUGUAGCAGUCAGUUGUAUGCAGUAGUCAGUUGUAUGUAGUAGUCAGUUGUAUGCAGUAGUCAGUUGUAUUUAGAAGUCAGUUGUAUGCAGUAGUCAGUUGUAUGUAGUAGUCAGUUGUAUGUAGUAGUCAGUUGUAUGGUAGUCAGUUGUAUGUAGUAGUCAGUUGUAUGUAGUAGUCAGUUGAAUGUAGUAGUAAGUAGUCAGUUGUAUGUAGUAGUCAGUUGUAUGCAGUAGUCAUUUGUAUGUAGUAGUCAGUUGUAUGCAGUAGUCAGUUGUAUUUAGUAGUCAGUUGUAUGCAGUAGUCAGUUGUAUGUAGUAGUCAGUUGUAUGUAGUAGUCAGUUGUAUGGUAGUCAGUUGUAUUGUAGUCAGUUGUAUGGUAGUCAGUAAUCAGUUAUAUGUAGUAGUCAGUUGUAUGCAGUCGUCAGUUGAAUGUAGUAGUCAGUUGUAUGUAGUAGUCAGUUGUAUGUAGUAGUAAGUUGUAUGUAGUAGUCAGUAGUAUGUAGUAGUCAGUUGUAUGUAGUAGUCAGUUGUAUGCAGUAGUCAGUUGAAUGUAGUAGUCAGUAGUAUGUAGUAGUCAGUUGUAUGCAGUGGUCAGUUGUAUGUAGUAGUCAGUUGUAUGUAGUAGUCAGUUGUAUGUAGUAGUCAGUUGUAUGGUAGUCAGUAGUCAGUUAUAUGUAGUAGUCAGUUGUAUGCAGUAGUCAGUUGUAUGUAGUAGUCAGUUGUAUGGUAGUCAGUUGAAUGUAGUAGUCAGUAGUAUGUAGUAGUCAGUUGAAUGUAGUAAUCAGUUGUAUGUAGUAGUCAGUUGUAUGUAGUAGUCAGUUGUAUGUAGUAGUCAGUUGUAUGGUAGUCAGUUGUAUGUAGUAGUCAGUUGUAUGGUAGUCAGUAGUAUAUAGUAGUCAUUUAUAUGCAGUAGUCAGUUGUAUGCAGUAGUCAGUUGUAUGAAGUAGUCAGUUGUAUGUAGUAGUCAGUUGUAUGCAGUAGUCAGUUGUAUGUAGUAGUCAGUUGUAUGUAGUAGUCAGUUGUAUAGUAGUCAGUUGUAUGUAGUAGUCAGUUGUAUGGUAGUCAGUUGAAUGUAGUAGUCAGUUGUAUGUAGUAGUCAGUUGUAUGUAGUAGUCAGUUGUAUGUAGUAGUCAGUUGCAUGUAGUAGUCAGUUGUAUGUAGUAGUCAGUUCUAUAUAGUAGUUAGUAGUCAGUUGUAUGCAGUAGUCAGUUGUAUGCAGUAGUCAGUUGUAUGCAGUAGUCAGAGGUCAGUUGUAUGUAGUAGUCAGUUGUAUGCAGUAGUCAGUUGUAUGUAGUAGUCAGUAGUCAGUUGUAUGUAGUAGUCAGUUGUAUGUAGUAGUCAGUUGUAUGUAGUAGUCAGUUGUAUGUAGUAGUCAGUUGUAUGGUAGUCAGUUGAAUGUAGUAGUCAGUUGAAUGUAGUAGUCAGUUGUAUGUAGUAGUCAGUUGUAUGCAGUAGUCAGUUGUAUGCAGUAGUCAGUUGUAUGUAGUAGUCAGUUGAAUGUAGUAGUCAGUUGUAUGGUAGUCAGUAGUCAGUUGAAUGUAGUAGUCAGUUGUAUGCAGUAGUCAGUUGUAUGUAGUAGUCAGUUGUAUGCAGUAGUCAGUUGUAUGUAGUAGUCAGUUGUAUGUAGUAGUUAGUUGUAUGUAGUAGUCAGGUGUAUGUUAGUCAAUUGUAUGUAGAAGUCAGUUGUAUGCAGUACUCAGUUGUUUGUAGUAGUCAGUUGUAUGCAGUAGUCAGUUGUAUGCAGUAGUCAGUUGUAUGGAGUAGUCAGUUGUAUGUAGUUGUCAUUUGUAUGUAGUAGUCAGUUGUAUGUAGUAGUCAGUUGUAUGUAGUAGUCAGUUGUAUGUAGUAGUCAGUUGUAUGGUAGUCAGUUGUAUGGUAGUCAGUUGUAUGUAGUAGUCAGUUGUAUGUAGUAGUCAGUUGUAUGUAGUAGUCAGUUGUAUGUAGUAGUCAGUAGUCAGUUGUAUGCAGUAGUCAGUUGUAUGCAGUAGUCAGUUGUAUGUAGUAGUCAGUUGUAUGUAGUAGUCAGUUGUAUGUAGUAGUCAGUUUUAUGUAGAAGUCAGUCGUAUGGUAGUCAGUUGAAUGUAGUAGUCAGUUGUAUGGUAGUCAGUUGAAUGUAGUUGUCAGUAGUAUGUAGUAGUCAGUUGUUUGCAGUAGUCAGUUAUAUGUAGUAGUCAGUUAUAUGCUGUAGUCAGUUAUAUGUAGUAGUCAGUUGUAUGUAGUAGUCAGUUGUAUGUAGUAGUCAGUUGUAUGGUAGUCAGUUGUAUGUAGUAGUCAGUUGUAUGUAGUAGUCAGUUGUAUGCAGUAGUCAGUUGUAUGCAGUAGUCAGUUGUAUGUAGUAGUCAGUUAUAUGCAGUAGUCAGUUGUAUGUAGUAGUCAGUUGUAUGUAGUAGUCAGUUGUAUGUAGUAGUCAGUUGUAUGUAGUAGUCAGUUAUAUGUAGUAGUCAGUUGUAUGUAGUAGUCAGUUGUAUGUAGUAGUCAGUUGUAUGUAGUAGUCAGUUGUGUGCAGUAGUCAGUUGUGUGCAGUAGUCAGUUGUAUGUAGUAGUCCGUUGUAUGUAGUAGUCAGUUGUAUGUAGUAGUCAGUUGUAUGUAGUAGUCAGUUGUAUGUAGUAGUUAGUUGCAUGUAGUAGUCAGUUGUAUGUAGUAGUCAGUUGUAUGAAGUAGUCAGUUGCAUGUAGUAGUCAGUUGUAUUUAGUAGUCAGUUGUAUGGUAGUCAGUUGAAUGUAGUAGUCAGUUGUAUGGUAGUAAGUUGUAUGCAGUAGUCAGUUGUGUGCAGUAGUCAUUUGUAUGCAGUAGUCAGUUGUAUGCAGUAGUCAGUUGUAUGCAGUAAUCAGUUGUAUGCAGUAGUCAGUUGUAUGCAGUAGUCAGUUGUAUGCAGUAAUCAGUUGUAUGCAGUAGUCAGUUGUAUGCAGUAGUCAGUUGUAUGUAGUAGUCAGUUGUAUGCAGUAGUCAGUUGUAUGCAGUAGUCUGUUGUAUGUAGUAGUCAGAGGUCAGUUGUAUGUAGUAGUCAGUUGUAUGCAGUAGUCAGUUGUAUGUAGUAGUCAGUUGUAUGUAGUAGUCAGUAGUCAGUUGUAUGUAGUAGUCAGUUGUAUGUAGUAGUCAGUUGUAUGUAUUAGUCAGUAGUCAGUUGUAUGUAGUAGUCAGUUGUAUGCAGUAGUCAGUUGUAUGUAGUAGUCAGUUGUAUGUAGUAGUCAGUUGUAUGGUAGUCAGUUGAAUGUAGUAGUCAGUUGUAUGUUAGUCAGUUGUAUGUAGUAGUCAGUUGUAUGCAGUAGUCAGUUGUAUGCAGUAGUCAGUUGUAUGUAGUAGUCAGUUGAAUGUAGUAGUCAGUUGUAUGGUAGUCAGUAGUCAGUUGAAUGUAGUAGUCAGUUGUAUGCAGUAGUCAGUUGUAUGUAGUAGUCAGUUGUAUGCAGUAGUCAGUUGUAUGUAGUAGUCAGUUGUAUGAAGUAGUCAGUUGUAUGUAGUAGUCAGUUGUAUGUAGUAGUCAGUUGUAUGUAGUAGUCAGUUGUAUGUAGUAGUCAGUUGUAUGUAGUAGUUAGUUGCAUGUAGGAGUCAGUUGUAUGAAGUAGUCAGUUGUAUGCAGUAGUUGAAAUAAAUUAAUGUUCUAUAAGGCCGGUGUUCUCGGUAAUUCUGCACAUUGAAGCUUCCACUCGCUCUUGUCUAGACCGCAUUUCCGCGUUGGAAAUGGUAUACAUUUAAUUAUUGUAACUUAUCUUUCUGGAGUUACAUAAACCCUGUUUACACCGUUUUGUCAUAUUUCAUUUCUGUUUUUUUUUUCGAACAACAUAAACGAAACUCGUUGAAAAAAAGAGGAUUAGGCAUUCGAUCUCCAAGUGUGGAUUAAAAGCGUUCAUUUGUGACACCACAUGUCUGCAUAUGUGUAGAUACCGUUAUUUAGAUAAUAUAUCACACGUGUCACCUUCUAAUAACAUGUAUAAUGGCAAUAAAGUGCAUUACUAUCAGAGAAAUAAAACACAGCAUGAAUUCGGUUUCAUGCUGGGUUUUAUUUCUCUUAAAGUAAUGCAGAUAAACAUUGCUUCUAUUAAUCACCUAGUAACUGAUAAAACUAUUUAAAAAACAUGAACUAUUAUGUGAUGAUCAGAUCGAUAACAUAAACUAUUUAAAUCUGUUAGUUUAUUCGAUAAAAAGAUAUUGUAAUUGUCUUUGACAGUGUUGACGUUGAGUUGUUCGUGGGGACGACCGCAUGCAUUUAUACAUCUCUUACACUUCUCAAGAUCUCUUUUCGGCUUUGGAAACGAUAUAAAUUCAAUGCCACCACCUAAUCUUUCAGGAUAUCGAUUGUCCGAGUUACAUAAUCCCCAUUCAAACCGUUUAACCAUUUUUAUGUCCCCCACUAUAGUAGUGGGGGACAUAUUGUUUUUGCCCUGUCUGUUGGUCUGUUGGUUUGCGCCAACUUUAACAUUUGCAAUAACUUGCAAUAUUGAAGAUAGCAACUUGAUAUUUGGCAUGCAUAUGCAUCUCAUGGAGCUGCACAUUUUGAGUGGUGAAAGGUCAAGGUCAUCCUUCAAGGUCAAAGGUCAAAUAUAUGGGUCAAAAUCGCUCAUUUAAUGUACACUUUUGCAAUAUUUCAAUAUUCAAGAUAGCAACUUGAUAUUUGGCAUGCAUGUGUAUCUCAUAGAGCUGCACAUUUUGAGUGGUAAAAGGUCAAGGUCAUCCUUCAAGGUCAGAGGUCAAAUAUAUGUGGCCAAAAUCGCUCAUUUUAUGAGUACUUUUGCAAUAUUGAAGAUAGCAACUUGAUAUUUGGCAUGCAUGUGUAUCUCAUGAAGCUGCACAUUUUGAGUGGUGAAAAGUCAAGUUCAAGGUCAUCCUUCAAGGUCAAAUAUAUGGGUCAAAACUGCUCAUGUAAUGUCACUUCUGCAAUAUUGAAGCUAGCAAUUUUAUAUUUGACAUGCAUGUGUAUCUCAUGGAGCUGCACAUUUUGAGUGGUGAAGGGUCAAGGUCAAGGUCAUCCUUCAAGGUCAAACGUCAUAUACGGGGACAAAGUGUUUCACAAACACAUCUUGUUAAUCUACGUUUUUUAAAGAGGAAAACAAAAGAAACUCGUUGAAAUAAGAGCGAACCUAGACACAGCUUGUCUAGGAAAUGGCGGACAGUUCGUUGCUAACUAACGCGCCCGAUUAAUCGAUCGCUGAUUGGUAGAUCAAUUCUUAGAUAAGGAUUUGAUUGACAGGCGGCGACAUGUCAAUAGACCAGUUCACGCGUGACGUCACGCGCACCUGCGUGUUUACAUCCGGGCUUCACUGGUAGUCAAAAAGCAAACACAAACAAAGGCGAGAAAUAGAGCUUGGUAGUCGGGAUUAUUUUUAGAUUUAUUUUGUAAACAUGCCAACAGGAUGUUGCGCGCCUGGGUGCACACAAAGGCAAACAAAGGGAGGCGAUAUUCAUUUCUAUCGCUUUCCUAAGAAUGACGAAAGACGAUGGAAAUGGAUAAUUGCAAUGAAGCGCAUGCAGUUCGACAACCCAAACAAACUGUGGGAACCACUUCACAAUCAACAACUAUGCAGCCUUCAUUUUUUAUCGGGUCAGCCAUCAACAGAUGCCAACCAUCCUGAUUAUGUCCCAAGCCGCUUCCACUUCACGCCAGUACUGGAGCAGACACCAAAAGCCAUGGACCGGUAUCAACGUGCUGUAAAAAGAAGGCGCCUUGUUCUUUCUCCGCAGCCAGAGAAAGAGAACACUCCUCUCCCCGACGAACAGACAGCCGCCCUCGGCUUGCUAGAUCUUGGUGUAUGCACUCCAAAAUAUCAAACUACAGGUACUGACCUUGAUCCAGAUCCUAUCAUGAUGGAACUGGGUGAACUAAAGAAGAGUCACUCCAUUCUUCAAGAGGAAUACCAGCAUCUCCUAAACGAGUACAGGGCUUUGAAGGAAACAGUGGAAGCUUCCAAGUUCACGUACAGAAACUUGAACAAUUCUACAAUGAUUACCUUGACAGGAUUGCCAAGUGUUAAUUUGUUCAGAUUGGUCUUGUCCUUUGUGUGUCUGUCAUUGAAACCAAUGGGGAAGUUAUGUGCUGGUAACAUUAUCCUUAUGGUUUUGAUGAAACUAAAACUAGGAUUGACAAAUAAAGACUUAGCAUUGAGGUUUAAGGUAGCCCCUACCCAGGUCUCAGCCAUCAUAAACAUUGCCAUCCCUGUGAUUGCAGACAAGCUCAAUUGUUUGAUAUGUUGGCUGCCAAAGGAAGAAAUAAUUAAUAAAUCUUCCUAAGGCUUUCAAGAGGCAUUAUAGAAAAACCAGAGUUAUCAUAGACUGAAUUAUUAUUUGAAUUAUUUAUCCAGCGCCAAUCCAACCUGAAUGCUCGAGCAGAGUCCUGGUCCAACUAUAAACAUCAUAACACUGCUAAGUUUCUAAUUGGCAUUGCACCGCAUGGAACUGUGACCUUCUUGUCUCGUGCAUGGGGAGGACAUGUGUCGGACAAGCAACUGACUGCGCAAUCAGGUUUUUUUGAUAAACUAGAACCAGGAGAUUUGGUAAUGGCAGACCGAGGAUUUCUCAUAGCUGAAGAACUUGCAGCUUAUAGUGCCUCCCUCGCUAUUCCAACCUUUGCCAAGGGAAUACAACAAUUCUCCCAGAAGGAAGUUGAGCAUGCGCGUCGACUGUCGCAACUGCGAAUUCAUGUGGAGCGAGCCAUAGAGCGUGUUAAGCGCUUUCAGAUAUUGAAAAACGUUAUUCCAUUAACGAUGACACGCCAUCUGGAUUCGAUUUUGACAAUAUGUUGUGCCAUUACCAAUGUAUUGCCAAAGCUGGUUAAGUAAUAUGACACUGUUUGACUAAAAGUGAUACAUCGAAUGUAAAAACAUCAAGUGUGUGUGAUAAUCUUUAUUAGCAUGGCCAUAGUACAUAAUGUGAAUUUGUACUGUGUAUGUUCAAAUAUAUUAACAUGUGCAUUAUGUCAAAUGAAACGGGCAUAUAGGAUGCAAAUUGAUUUAUCUUCAGUGUUUUAUUUACAUAGUAUUGCAAUAAAGAAAGAAGUAUA